UGGAGCAGCGGGUACUCAACCUAAUAGGUUCAGAGGCUGCUACAGGCAUGGUAGCUGUAAAUGAGACAGCUCCCGUUCCUCAGAAUGAUUCAGCACUUGCCUCUGAACCAUUAGAGUUAGAGGUGCCACCACCCUUUCUGCGGCCUCGGUCACCCACACCAACCCGCUCAACUAUCCUAGACAACAUGCUGGAUGAAUUAAUGAGGCCAGGUGGAAGCGGCCAGUCCACCCCAUUUCCCACGGAAAUAGUGGAGGUGACGACUGCGUCGCCCACCACCAGCCACGUCCAACAGACGGGAUCUCCGGUACGGCCAAGAACCCGGCGUACUAUACCCGGGCACCGCGCUACACCGGAUCGCCGCCGGCGCCCUCGAGUUCGCCCACACUCGGCACAUGCAGAUGCUGCCCAAAAUAUUAUCCAUUCGGAUAAUCUCUGGAGAGAUUUGGCGACAAAGUUUGUCACUGAGAGUCUGCGGCAGCGUGAAGCUGAAUUACAAAUGCAAGCUCAGUGGCAAACUUUGUUCGCUAAAUAUCUAGAGCUACUAGAUAAAAAAAUAAAUAAAUAA
This is a messenger RNA of Spodoptera litura, 566 nucleotides long. The record is from RefSeq and is a predicted model, not a curated record. NCBI's taxonomy places the organism in Eukaryota, Metazoa, Arthropoda, Insecta, Lepidoptera, Noctuidae.